AUGCUACCCAAUCUAUCCACAGCCACUUCGUUGGUCUUGGGGCUCCCCGAUGUCACCUGCAGUCAGACACGGGUGGUUAUUGUGGGGGGGUUGUAUUUAUACGGUGGGGUUGAUGGAUUGGCCAUGAGGGUUCAUAAAAAGUGGCAGCAAACAAUAAACAGCAAGAAAGGGGAAGAAAGGAUUAGGGUUUGCACAGGUCACCGCGGGUUCAGCAGCAGGACAAUGGAAGACCAUAGUAGUCCUGGUGUUCACAACAGUCCUUCGGGGGCCCCCCGGGGCCCCCCUGGAAACCACAGGGGCAAACGGCCUCACGAGAUGGAUGAGUACCCAAAGACAGCAGAGCAGCAGCAAUCAGCAGCAGCAAUUGCUGCUGCUGCUGCAGCAGCAGCAGCAGCAGCAGCUCCCUUGAAGCCAGGAGCUCCGCAAGACACAGCUGCUGCCGUUCCUAUAACGAGUCCUUUCCCAGGAAUUCCUGGUGCAGCAACAGCAGCAGGUGCAGCAGCAGGUGCAGCAAUGGCAGCAACAACAGCAGCAGAUGCAGCAGCAGAAUAUGGACACGAGGAAGAGAUGCGCAGCAGCAGGAGACGCCCAACCCUAACCCUAGCGGAACUCCCUAAACGUGUGCUGGAUUGCCAGGUGUUGGCGUGUUUAAUGUAUCCUCCCUUAAUGGGUUUAUCUUUACAUUCUAAUGCCUUUUGCCGUACCCCAUCAAUGGAGGAGACAGCAGCAGCAGAAGAGGGGCCCCCCUCUGGAUUAAUAGGUUCCCCAUUACCUGGGGGCCCCCCUGGUAGUAUAGCAGCAAAUUGUAUGCCUGGUAUAUCAUCAGUUAUUCUUUCUGCUCCUCCUGCUGCAUCAGGAGCAUCAGGAGCAUCAGGAGCAUCAGGAGGAGCAGGAGGAGCAGGAGGAGGAGCUCCUGGUGCUCUCCCUCCAUUAGAUUUUUGUCCUGCUGCCUUCUCUGUCCCCUUCCCUGAUGAUGUAACAUCUAAGGCAAAAGAGUAUCUAGCUGCUGUUGGAUCUGUUGGUGCUUAUUCACACUCCCAAGGCGUCAAACAUUUCCGACAAAAAAUCGCCAUUUGGUUCCAAGAAAGAGAUGGAUACCCUGCAGACCCUGAUGACCUCUUUCUUACUGAUGGUGCAUCUGCUGCAGUAGCUCGGAUAAUAGAGGUAUUAUAUAGGGGACCUGAGGAUGGCUUACUCAUCCCUAUCCCUCAAUAUCCCCUCUAUGCUGGUCUACUCACAAGAAUAGGAGCAAGAAGUGUUGGAUAUUUUCUUAAUGAAGACAAGGGGUGGUCUCUUGAGGCAGCAGAGGUAGAGAGAGCACUCAAUGAGGCAAGAGCAGAGGGGACAAAUGUUAGGGGUAUUGUUGUUAUUAACCCUGGUAACCCUACAGGACAACUUAUUAAGGAAGACCAGAUAAGAGAGGUUGUUAUGCUGUGUCAACGAGAAGGCCUCGUCUUAUUAGCAGAUGAAGUUUAUCAAGAAAAUGUCUACGGAGACACUCCUUUCGUCUCGGCGAGGAAGGUAGUAAUGCAGCAGCAAGCAGAGGUCCCUAUAUUCUCGUUACACAGCAGCAGCAAAGGGUUGGUGGGAGCGCAUGCAGCAGCAGCAGCAGCAGGAAUGGCUCCUGAUUUAUAUUUUUGUAUGGAGUUAUUAAAAGCUACAGGAAUAGUUGGGGUAGCAGGGAGCGGAUUUGAGCAAAGAAAGGGUACCCUGCAUGUACGUAUAUGUAUUCUUCCUGAUGAGGCCUUAUUGAAGGAAAUGAUCCAUAAAUUCAAGGAAUUUUACCUCUAUUUUGUUAAUAAAUAUUCUGAUUAA
Messenger RNA from Eimeria maxima, 1815 nucleotides. Its product is annotated as aminotransferase, putative. The record is from RefSeq and is a predicted model, not a curated record. Gene Ontology annotation, biological process: biosynthetic process. The transcript is spliced from 12 exons. Gene Ontology annotation, molecular function: pyridoxal phosphate binding; L-alanine:2-oxoglutarate transaminase activity. The coding region runs from base 1 to 1815 and encodes 604 amino acids. NCBI's taxonomy places the organism in Eukaryota, Apicomplexa, Conoidasida, Eucoccidiorida, Eimeriidae.